Molecule: messenger RNA, 2064 nt
Organism: Habropoda laboriosa
Lineage: Eukaryota; Metazoa; Arthropoda; Insecta; Hymenoptera; Apidae
Product: protein brambleberry-like
Exons: 9
Coding region: 91-2064 (657 amino acids)
Source: RefSeq, a predicted model, not a curated record
UAAAUUUAUACGCUUUCAAUAGGCUGUUAACAUUACUUCACCUUAGAAGGUGAUUUUUUUCAACUUUCGUUUUAGAAAGACUAGUACAAAAUGGUGCAUACAUAUUUAUUAACAUUUCUUGUUGUGAUAACUUGUCAGAAAGGCACAGCUUCAGUGUUUGGAUGGUUUUGGAGCAAGAAUAUGGAUGAUACCACUGUGUUAGUAGCUGAUGGUGUCCCAUUAGUUUCAAUUCCAUAUGAAUCAAUGACAGAGGAUGAAAAGUUUCUUCAGGAAGCAGCAAAGUUUACAGACAUUCAAGUGUCAUCUCCAUUGGAGACAUGCCAGCAUAAAGUCAUCAUGAAGAUUAAAAGUUCCUGUUCUGACAUGACAGAAGAGCAGCUUGCCAAAUUAAGUGUUAAUCUUUUGAAUUGUCAGUCUGCAGUGGAAGGCAGGAAAAUGUUUCCAUGUACUGAAGAAAUGUCAUUGAAACAAUGUACAACAGAUAUGGAUGCAGAUAUGUGGAAUGCUUAUCACUUAAUGAGCAACAGAGCUAGAGCAGUUUGCUAUGCAGCCCGCAGUACUCAUUUUCGUGGUCUUACAGAACUGACUGUGAACAAAUUAAUGCAAACAGCACAUACACAAAUUAAAACAUUAAGUUCCUUGAAGGAAAGUCAAGAUCGUUUGGAGGAACAGACAGUAGAAGCAUUAUCUUCUUUAUCAGAGGGCAAUAAAGCAUUACUAGCACAACAACAGCAUUUAAAAGAUGCACAAACUUCAGCUUAUAAUCUUGUAACAACAAAUCUGAGGGAACUAAUUAAUGAAAAAGCCUUAAUUCGAUCUGGACAUGUUCAACUUGCUGCAAUGUCGGAUGAUAUCAAGAAAAAAUUAGAGGAGGCAAAUCAAAAUUUGGCACAACAAGCCAUUGAACGCGGCGAAAAUCAUAAAGAAAUACUCGAAGACUUGAUGAAUAUUCAAGAGCAAGCACAAUUACUUUGGCAUAAAAUAGAAUCUAGUACAAAUCGAAUUUUCCAACAACAUGAAGAUGCACUUAUGCAAUAUGAACAAACUUUGCACAAAUUGGGACAGAUUAAUGAUACUAUUCAAUACAUAUGGAAUAUGACAAAUGUCAUGCGUGCAGAGGUGGAUGACAAACUCAAUUGGAUCACCAACUACAUUGGAGACACUGGGGAGCAAAUGUACAGAAUGUAUCGCAUAGGCUUCCAUAUUGUUUAUUUAUUGUUUGCUAUGGUAAUAGCAGCAUUUCUCCAUGCACCAUUGUUAACCAGAGUCACAAUUCUAGGACUUGUACCUUUAAAUUUAGUAUCUUACUUAAAACACGGCAUGGAUGCUUGCUUAGAUUUUACAUCCAUGACUGUGUUGAUAUUCUUCAUUACAAUAAUGCACUUUAUUAUGGUUGGAAUUCAACGCACAUUCGGUCCAAAAUCGAAAGCACCGGGACCACAAUCUGUUCAGGUUACCAAUCAAAACGGCCACGCGAAUGGAACCGCACAGGAUUACACUUCUUCGUCGUACACUAAUCUCAAAUCGUCACAUUCUUUCUCUGUAUUAUUCUACCUAAAACUAAAGAGAAAUACUCGAGAAGUAUACAACUUUGUACGCUAUCAGAUAAAUUGUUGCAUUCAGAAAUUUAAUUCGCUGGUGCAGUCUAUGAUUUCUUGGAGCAGACAAAGUUUAUCACAACGCGAAGAGCUGUCCUGCUCGUACAUGCCCUCAAGGAAAACUCGCGAGGAUGUUGUCUAUAACUACGAGCAAGAUUUUCCGAGCAUGUCCGAAGAUAUUACAGACUUCGAACAGUCGAACGUGAUGGACGAGAGAAACGAGAGUAUCGAUGAUCUCGACAAGUUAAUCGACGCUAACGAUUUGAGGCGACGUUUAAUAAGAGCUGGAGGUGUUGACAGCAGAUCCUCUUAUUCACCCUCCAGAAGUGUUAUUUCGUCAUUUGGAACGUCCAGAAUUUUCUGUAAUGCCAUAACGAGAAGCGGUAAGAAAUGCCGUACGUAUGCAAUGCAUGGCCAGCUCUAUUGCCGCAGACAUAUAAUGUCAAACUCGAUUAUGGGUGACUGA